Molecule: messenger RNA, 1715 nt
Organism: Quercus robur (English oak)
Lineage: Eukaryota; Viridiplantae; Streptophyta; Magnoliopsida; Fagales; Fagaceae
Product: ribose-phosphate pyrophosphokinase 1
Exons: 10
Coding region: 108-1331 (407 amino acids)
Biological process (GO): 5-phosphoribose 1-diphosphate biosynthetic process; ribonucleoside monophosphate biosynthetic process; purine nucleotide biosynthetic process
Cellular component (GO): cytoplasm; ribose phosphate diphosphokinase complex
Molecular function (GO): ribose phosphate diphosphokinase activity; magnesium ion binding
Source: RefSeq, a predicted model, not a curated record
CUUACCUACCAAGCCAAACCAAAAAAAAUCAAUCUCUCAAAGAUUUUCAAUCACACUAUAAAAAAAACCCAUUCCUUCUUUGCAAUAAUUGAAAAGAAAGAAAAAAAAUGUCAUCUCUGUUUCAUCACUCUUAUUGCUCGUCAUCACCUCUCACUUCUCGUUCCUAUUUGAAAUUGAAUUUCUUCCCAAGCUCUCGAAUCCCUGCCUCCCAAAACGGCGUCAGAUGUAAUUUGGUGGAGCCGUUGAAGUUCGAGAACGGAAAGCCGUACGCUCCAAAUCUCAGUAGCAGCACUACCACUGACCAAGCAAUAACAGCAACAGCAACAACGCCUUCCAUUUCAAACGCACCGUAUUCGGAGAAUGCACACGACACUAGGCUCCGUAUAUUUUCCGGCACCGCCAAUCCCGCUCUCUCUCAGGAAAUAGCAUGCUACAUGGGUCUGGAGCUUGGAAGAAUUAAGAUUAAACGUUUUGCUGAUGGCGAAAUAUAUGUUCAGUUGCAAGAGAGUGUUAGAGGGUGUGAUGUUUAUCUUGUGCAACCUACGUGUCCUCCUGCAAAUGAGAAUCUUAUGGAGCUUCUGAUAAUGAUUGAUGCUUGUCGGAGGGCUUCAGCCAAAAAUAUUACUGCAGUGAUUCCAUAUUUUGGAUAUGCCAGGGCUGAUAGAAAGACUCAAGGGCGUGAAUCAAUUGCAGCCAAACUUGUAGCAAAUUUGAUUACGGAAGCAGGUGCAAACCGUGUUCUUGCUUGUGAUCUUCAUUCAGGGCAGUCCAUGGGCUAUUUUGAUAUUCCAGUGGAUCACGUGUAUGGUCAGCCUGUGAUACUUGACUACCUCGCCAGCAAAUAUAUAUGUUCUGAUGAUUUGGUAGUGGUCUCACCAGAUGUUGGCGGUGUAGCUAGAGCCCGUGCUUUUGCCAAAAAGUUAUCUGAUGCCCCUCUAGCCAUUGUCGAUAAAAGGCGUCAUGGACACAAUGUUGCAGAGGUGAUGAAUCUGAUUGGCGAUGUGAAGGGAAAAGUAGCAGUUAUGGUGGAUGAUAUGAUUGACACUGCUGGGACUAUUUCAAAAGGUGCAGCGCUUUUACACCAAGAGGGUGCUAGGGAAGUGUAUGCAUGCAGUACACAUGCUGUUUUUAGUCCUCCUGCUAUAGAGCGGUUGUCAAGUGGUUUGUUUCAAGAGGUGAUCAUAACAAAUACCAUUCCAGUGUCAGAGCAAAACUAUUUUCCUCAAUUGACAAUCUUGUCAGUAGCAAACCUCCUUGGGGAGACCAUAUGGCGGGUUCAUGAUGACUGCUCUGGCGGCUUUGAACCCUAUUCCAGCUUGGGUAUUGACUGAGCAAUUUUCAUCGGUUGUACACUCUCUUUAGUUCCAUUACAGUAUCAUAGUUGCCUUGUUGGAAACAGAAAUUAAUAAUGAAAUCAAAAUGUAUUAGCCACAUAAGCCUUGGUUUUCAGUCAGUUUUUUGUUUAAAGCUUUGUACACUUGCAGGAUCAUGGAAUAGAUUCUUUUCAAGAGCUCCAAUUGAACUCCAUGUAGGUCUCAAACGAUUCUCAGUUCCCCUUAAUAUUUUUUAUUUCUUCUGAGAGAGUGAUUGAUGAAAGUAAAAAAAAGAAAGUAUACUCGAAUAAUGACAAUUGAUAUAUGAUGUAUAUUUCACCUAGUCUGGUUUAAAUUUCCAUAAAGUAAAUGUCUAAUAAUAUACUUCUUGCCUUUUGCUCA